CGUCUGUCUGCUUUCCGACACCGGUUCUUGCCUGCGGUCUCCAGGGCCCUCGUGAGCCCUAUAUUAUACUGCUCUUCGACCACACAAUCGUAGGAACAUCAAGCCUCGCAUACAGCUACAACAGUCGCCCGGCGCCUCCGCUGCAUGCAGACCGCACGGUUCUUGAUCCCCGCAACUCACCGCGUUGUAUCCAGAGUUGCUAGCAGGCCGCUUACGACGAUGCGGCGCGACACGGAACAACAGUCCCCAUGGCCUGUGGACAGGAUGGCGCCCUUGCAUCCGGUCGAGAGGGUCACAGAUAAUAUCGAGAGGCCCUCUGUGGACAACAGGACGUACCGCGUCAUCCGUCUCCAGAACAAGCUAGAGGCGUUGAUUGUCCACGACCCGGACACGGACAAGGCCAGUGCAGCCAUGGACGUCAACGUCGGCGCCUUUAGCGACGAGGACGAUAUGCCAGGCAUGGCCCACGCAGUUGAACAUCUGUUGUUCAUGGGCACCAAGAAGUACCCAGUUGAAAACGCCUACUCACAGUACCUUUCAGCCAACUCGGGAAGCUCUAAUGCCUACACUGGCUCCACGUCGACCAACUACUACUUUGAGGUAGCGGGCAAGCCCAGCGACGACGGAGAGGCCUCGGCCGAAAACCCCUCGCCUCUCUACGGGGCACUGGACCGGUUCGCACAGUUUUUUAUUGAGCCGCUCUUUUUGGAGUCGACACUGGAUCGCGAACUUCAAGCCGUCGAUUCCGAAAACAAGAAGAACCUGCAGAGCGACGUGUGGCGCUUCCAUCAACUAGUCAAGUCACUAUCAAACCCGAAGCAUCCAUACUGUCACUUUUCCACCGGAAACUUCGAGGUCCUAAAAACGGUACCCGAAGCACGGGGUAUCAAUGUCCGGGACAAGUUCAUCGAAUUUUACAACAAGCACUACUCAGCAAACCUCAUGAAGCUUGUGGUCUUGGGAAGGGAACCAUUAGACGUACUAGAGAGCUGGGUUGUAGAGCUAUUUUCUGACAUACCCAACAAGAAUCUGCCCCAGAACAGAUGGGAGGAUCAGGAUCCUUUCGGCCCAGAACAGUUGGGGACACAGAUAUUUACCAAACCUGUCAUGGACAACAGGGAGCUGAACCUUUUCUUCCCAUUUAUGGAUCAAGAGACUCACCACGAAACACAACCCAGUCGCUACAUUUCCCAUUUGAUAGGCCAUGAGGGGCCCGGUAGUAUCAUGUCUUAUGUCAAGACAAUGGGCUGGGCCAACGGUCUUAGCGCCGGCGCUUACCCUAUUUGCGCCGGCAGUCCUGGAAUCUUUGACUGUCAAGUCCGUUUGACAGAGGAAGGACUCAAACACUACAAGGAGAUAGUAAAGGCCUUCUUCCAAUACGUCUCCCUUCUACGAGAAACGCCACCACAGGAAUGGAUCUUCAAAGAGCAGCAAGAGAUGACUGAGGUGGAGUUCAAAUUCAAGCAAAAGACGCCUGCCAGUAAAUUUGCAAGCAAGACAAGCUCAGUCAUGCAGAGCGAAGUGCCCCGCGAAUGGCUUCUGAGCUACCCCAAGUUGCGGAAAUUCGACCCAGAACUGAUCAAACAGGGCAUUGACAUGCUUCGCCCGGAGAACCUGCGUCUUACCUUGUCUUCGCGGGAAUACCCUGGUGACUGGGACCAGAAGGAGAAGUGGUACGGUACUGAGUACAAAUACGAGAGGAUCCCUUCAGAUUUCAUGGAGGAGCUAAAGCAGGCCGCUUCAGUCUCACCGCAGCAAAGGAUACGACAUUUACACCUACCGCAUAAGAACAUGUUCAUUCCGACCAAGUUGGAUGUGGAGAAAAAGGAAGUGAAGGAACCAGCAAUCGGACCCCGCCUGAUUCGAAACGAUGAUCUGGCUCGAACAUGGUACAAGAAAGACGACAGGUUUUGGAUACCCAAGGCAGCCUUGGUGGUGAGCUGCAAGACUCCACUGAUCCACGCUAGCGCUCAAAACUACGUGAGGGCAAGGCUUUACACGGAUCUCGUCAAGGACGCCUUGGAAGAAUACGCAUACGACGCCGAAAUUGCCGGUCUCAACUAUGCAGUUUCCUUGGAUGCCGCAGGUUUGGCGAUACAGAUCGCCGGCUACAACGACAAACUGCCGGUCCUGAUGGAGAGAGUUCUACUUACGGUUCGGGACCUCGAAAUUAAGGAGGAGAGGUUCAAUAUCGUCAAGGAGCGUACUGGCCGUGCCUACCGCAAUUGGGCUUUUCAGCAGCCAUACCACCAGAUUACUGACUAUUCCGGCUGGUUGAUGUCCGAAGUGGAUUUCUUGAUUGAGGAUAUCGCCACCGAGUUGCCCAUCGCAACGAUUGAUACCGUGCGAAGCUUCCACAAGGAAAUGAUCUCACAAAUGCACAUGGAGUGCUAUGCCCUAGGCAACCUGUACAAAGAGGAUGUUCUGAGGCUUACCGACAUGGUUGAGAAGACACUCAGGCCACGGAUACUGCCAAAGUCACAGUGGCCAAUCACACGGCAGCUGAUCUUUCCGCCCGGGUCCAACUACACCUACGAAACGCCGCUCAAGGAUCCCAAGAAUGUCAACCACUGCAUAGAUUAUCUGCUGUAUAUUGGCGAUAUCGAUGACAUGGCGACUAAACCCCUCCGCGCCCAGACACUGUUGCUCGAUCAGAUGGCUCGUGAGCCCACGUUUGAUCAGCUUCGGACGAAGGAGCAACUGGGAUAUGUCGUAUUUUCUGGCAUAAAGUCGACACCGACGACAUAUAGCUUCAGAUUCGUCAUUCAGAGCGAGAAGAAGCCCUCGUAUCUCGAGUCUCGCAUCGAGGUUUUCUUGCUUCAGUUUGGAAAGAAGUUGGAUGAGAUGAGCGAUGAAGAAUUCGAGAGCCACAAGAGGAGUCUUAUCAAUUCCAGGUUGGAAAAAGUAAAGAACCUGGACCAGGAAGUAGCCAGGCACUGGAACCAGAUCUACAAUGGAACAUAUGAUUUUGAGCGAAUGCAAAAGGAUGCGGCCAAUAUCAAGUUGCUGACCAAGCAGGAUAUGCUUGAAUUCUACGCGCACUACAUUGACCCCAAGUCCAAGGAUCGGGCCAAAGUUGUGGUCCACCUAUUGGCGCAGGCCAAGAGCGACGUCUCAACGCGGGAGAUCUCAGAGUUGAUCAAAACGCUCAGUUUAAACUCAGAGCAAGCGACCAAGGCAGCAACGGACCUCCAGGCGCGACUCACUUCAGCGCAUCAUGACCAUAACAAGGAACUUGAGGAGCUCAAGGAGUACCUAGUGAAGGACUUGGCGGUGGUCGAUGAGGCUAAGAUCGAGGCGGCAGCUGCAGCAUGGGAGAAGCUGUCCAAGGAACACCGAACCAAUGGAAAUGCGGUGGGCAGCGACAAGGCAGCAGCAGCAGCUGAGGAUGUACAGCUCUCGUACAACGGGACAACGGCGGUCGUCAUCGAAGAUGUUUACGACUUCAAGCUGAAUAUGAAGGCCACAGGUGGGGUGCGGCCAGUGAAGGACUUAAGCGAGUAUGAAGACUUCGAGCCAAAGCUAACCCAAACUGUAAUCAACUUGCUUCCAGAGCUGCAAGGGCAGCUCGCCGUCACCACGUCUUCAUCAAAGAAACGGAAGGUUUCUCGGCCCUCGCGGAACAGCGACGAACAAGCCCGUCGGGCCUACGUCUCGGAUCAACGCAACACUGCCCUUCUUCAGGACACCGUCCUCCCCACGACCGAAGAAGAUAUCGAACCUGCCUCGUUUUCCUUCACGACAUCUACCGUUGGCUCAGGAUUGGCUACUCCGACCUACGUACGCUCCGACUCCGUGCCCGCGGCCUCGGGCCUUCCCCCGCGUCUACUUCACCAGGGCCUCUACACUUCGCACCAGUCCUCCGACUACACCUCCUCGGCCGCGAGUUCGCCUUGCGCUGCCUCGGCCGACUUAUCCGGAGACAACGACCGCAUCGACGAGUUUCUUCCGGAUCCGUCAUCCUCCCUCCAUCCCCCAGGAUCCCGCGUCGCCAGGAGCCCCUCUCCGCUCAUCAGUGUCCCGCAGCACCGUAUGAUUAUGGGUGGCGCCAUCGACGCUCCCCAACGCUCUUCUUCACCCCUCAAGCGCAGGGCCUCGAGUAUGGACCAAGACAUGGACUCGGACUCAAAGGAAGACGUAGACAUGAUCAACCCGCCGCCACUCGAAGAGUCCGGAGAAGAGGGUGACAAGGGCGAGAGCAGAGGGCGCCAGAGCGCAGACCAGCCUGGAAGCCCAAAAUCAUUCACCAUGAAGACCGGCGUCCCUCCGUUGGCCGAACAGAUCAAAACACUCGAAACCCUUCUCAAAGCCUUCGACGAUCAACCUUUGCAAGAAGGCGACAAGGCAUAUCUCGUUUCGCGAGGUCCUCUUAAUUGGGCGCGACCUUAUAGCGACGAGGAGAAGCACACCAAGGAGGAUGUUGGCGAAGCACCAGAAGGCCCGGUAGACAACUCUGACAUUAUCCACAGCAUCAUAAAGGAUAUUGACGGCAAUGACUUUGUCCGCCUCAAGCCUGGGAUGGGCCUGGAGCAUUAUGUGCUUUUCUCCCAGGAUGCCUGGGAUCUUCUGAUGUCUUGGUAUGGGCUGACCGAGGGGCAGCUCCCGAUCGUGAGGUAUGCUCACAAUACGUCUCCCGACAACACAAUGCCACACAUGCAGUUCGAGAUACACCCGCCAGUCUUCACCAUUCAUAGGCUUUGGUCGCCUGUCAGUCCGAUUCCAAUAGACCAAAAGCUCAAAGCGACGAGUCCACCUCCCGUUCAAGUUGCCUGCAGCACUUCAUACAGGCAACAAGAGUUUUUAAGCAAAAUAAAGCAGUUGGCUGGUGUUGAUAGGGACAGGAAAGUCAGGGUCUGGAGGGUAACCCGACAACCUGACACCAAGACUGCCGCGGCUCCCUCACAGCCACCGGCUUCACCUGCACAAGGUGUGACCUUGACUCCACCAGACUCUCCAAAGGCCGCUACGGACGAGCGGGACCCAUGGGACAACCUCCUUGUCGAAGCCUCCCGCCUCAAUGCACUCACUAAGGGAACAGAGCGAGAGGAUCUGGACAUCAAGGACCAGACCAACAACCCUAACUACAAUGGAAAGUCGACACUUGCAUACUUAUCGAUGCAAGCUGAUGACACUCUGGUUCUUGACGAAAAUGUCGAGGCGCAUUACCACGUGUCCAAUUACAAGGGCACUGUCGCAACCAAGGAGAAGUCGAACUCUUCCAAGGGAAGCUCAUCGAAUCUCACCGUGGCACCCAACAGCGCCAACGCUAGUGGACGCAACAGUCCAACCCCAGGGCCAUCCACAAGGGGCCGUACGAAGGCUAAGUCUGGCAGGACAGUUGGCUGUGUCGGACUGGGUAAUCUUGGCAACACAUGUUACAUGAACUCAGCGCUUCAGUGUGUACGGAGCGUAGAAGAGCUCACAAAGUACUUCCUCGUUGGUGAGGCUGAGAAGGAGAUCAACACAGACAACCCGCUUGCCCACAACGGAGAUGUUGCCAUGGUCUACUACAAGCUGCUCAAGGAUAUUUACCAGGUUAAUGCCCCGCCGUCAAUAUCACCUAGGCAGUUCAAGAACACCAUAGGUCGUUACGCGCCAGCUUUUUCAGGCUAUGGACAACAGGACUCCCAGGAAUUCGUGGGUUUCCUGUUGGAUGGACUUCAGGAAGACUUGAGUCGUGUCAAGAAGAAGCCAUACAUCGAGAAGCCUGACUCCACGGAUGACAUGAUCAACAACCCACAAGCGAUCAAAGAAAUGGCAGACAAGGUGUGGGACAUCACCAAGAAGAGAGACGAUUCGGUCAUAGCAGACCUUUUCACGGGCAUGUACAAGUCCACGCUGGUGUGCCCCAUUUGUCACAAGAUCAGCAUCACCUUUGACCCCUUCAACAACCUCACGUUACCCCUUCCCAUGCAGAACCUCUGGAACAAGUCGAUCAAAUAUGUCCCUCUAAACGACGCUCCCGUUGAGCUGCAUGUGGAACUGGACAAGAAUAGCAGUAUACGGUCGUUGCGCGACUACAUCGCAGCUCGGGUAGGUGUGCCAGCGGAGCGCCUCAUCGGAGCUGAAGAAUUCAAAGACAAAUUCUUCACAAUCUAUGAGGACGGCGAUAGUGUCUCCGAGAAGAUAACGUCAAACGACGUUCCUGUGUUUUUUGAGCUGGAGGCAGCCCCCACGAAUGCAGGGUACCGGCCGCCAAAACCUAAGCACCAGAAGAUUAGGUCCAUGCUCCACGUUGGAAGUGAUGAAGAGGAGGAGGACUUGACCUCCGAAUGGGAUCAUCCGGCAGCCGAAAGGCUGGCGGUACCCGUGCUUCAUAGGCUCAACCCAGCAACCAACAGGAGGCGAGGAGGAGCUACGAUUACACCGCCUCAUUUUAUCAUUGUAACACGUGAAGAGGCUCGUAGCGAAGAUGCCAUCAAGCGCAAGAUCCUAGAGAAGGUGGCUUCAUACUCUACGUGGCCCCAUUUCUCUAAAUUAGAUGAUGCCGACGCUGCGGACAACACUGAUAUGGAAAUGAUCACCGCCCCUGCCUCUGAUGCCGACUCAUCUGGCGACUCCAAAGUCAUUGCUAAGUCAGUCGAAGGCGAGGACGACAUGGUUGACAUAAGCACUGCCACCGGGGCCGCCAGCAAGAGGCAACCAACUCAGGGAGCCGCACCAUCACGCGAGCCAAGACCUCUGAAGAUAUUCAACAGCCGGAGGCCGAAAUGGGUGAACCCGAAUGAGUACCUGCCGCCUGAUUUCCAGAACCUGUUCGACUUGAGCUAUUUCAGUGACCCGGACGCUGGUAUACCAUCUGGUUGGCAGGCAGUCAGUGACAAUCCCCUCCCCUCGCUGGCGAGCAGGAUGCCUCCCCAAUCUGUGGAUGAAGAGAUGCGCAGCCCUAGUGCGGCUGGAAACGACAGCAGCUCUGAGGAAUCUGCCAAAGCGCGUGCGCAACCCUCUAUUGACACUGCGGAGUUGACCCGGAUGGCGGAUGAGUCAAGUGAAGAGGAGGAAUCGACCGCACAAGUGCUUGCCAAGAAACGCCUGUCACAACCUCAAAAGGUCGGCGGUCGGCGUCAGAAUCGCAAAGGUCAAAGAACUUAUGGCAAGAAAGGCAAGAAGCUGCCACGGAAGCAAGCCAAUGGUAGCGCCAAUAACACAGCAGUGACCAACAACUUUGAUACUCUCGUCGACGAUUCUGCCACGUCGGCAUCUUCGAGCGGUCCUCUAAUCCGGCUCGGAGAGGGCAUAGUUGUCGACUGGAACGAGGACGCGUGGGAGCAGGUCUACGGCAGCACUAGGGCCAACGAUGGCCGUGGUGAGCCUACCUUCAACGCAAUCGAAACUGUCCAUGACCCAGCACUGGCGGAGCGUAAGAAACAACGUGCCCAGCGGAGGAAAAAUGGCAUCAGCCUCGACGAUUGUUUGGACGAGUUCGAAAAACAGGAGGUUUUGUCUGAGCAAGACACAUGGUACUGCCCCAGGUGCAAGGAACACGUUCGUGCCAGCAAGAAGUUUGACCUUUGGAAGACGCCCGACAUUCUGGUUGUGCAUUUGAAGCGCUUCAGCUCCAGCGGUUGGCGACGUGACAAGCUUGACAUAUUGGUCGACUUCCCCAUCGAAGGUCUUGACCUAAGUAGGCGUGUCAUCGACCAGCAGACCGGGAAAGAGGAGGUGUUUGACCUCAUAGGUAUCGACGAUCAUUGGGGUGGGUUGGGUGGCGGUCAUUACACCGCAUUUGCAAAGAAUUUCAUUGAUGGGGAGUGGUAUGAAUACAACGAUUCGUCAGUUUCGAAACAAACGAACCUUGCCCGCAUGGUGACCUCGUCGGCAUAUUUGCUCUUUUACAGGCGCCGAUCCGAGAUCCCGCUGGGCGGUCCGCGUUUCGCUCGCAUCUUUGACACGUACGAGAGCAAUAUGGAAAAUUCCGAUGAGGACAACUCGGAUUCGGGGGAAGGUCAGCGUCUCGGCACAGGCUCCUCCCUACGUGGGUCGUCGAGCGCUUUGAUAGGAGCAGAAGCAACUCACCUGCCCGGAAGUCGUGGCUUGGCGGGGCCUAGCGCGCCCCUCUUGUCGGCAGCCGAGGAGGAUGAGACAUUACCAACGUACGAAAAUGCGGUUCUCGGGGAUGAGACCUUCAUCCGCGGAAGCAUUGAAGAUGAGGGUCUCGGCGGCAUGGAGGGACCCGUGCAGCCUUGGAGUGCCGGGGUCUGGGACUUUAAGAACAUUGACGGCGACAGGCCGGGGUCGCCUGCGACCGAUGAGGCAGAGAUGAACUCGUCCAAUGGAGUCGGCGGAUAUAGCUCUGACAGGAACAAUACGGGCAUGAACUCGCCGUUUGAAUUCGAGACUCCGAAUGCGGCACGGACGGCGCUCCCUGACGAUGAGGGCUUUGGCCACGAAGACGAUAUUCUACCAGAGCUCGAGGACAUUGAAGCACAGAAGACACUGCCGGGCAUCAAGGAGCUGUCCUGGAAUAAUCAGCAGCAGCAACUCCACACCAUCCCUCCGACUGCGUUGGGCGAUGGCGAUGCGUUGUCAGAGAAGGCUGUGGAUAUACACGUUGAUGAUGAUAAGGGGGGCAAAGCGGAGUGACCAUUUGAUGACAAUGCAGGAUGGACGGUGGCUUGGGAUGCUGGUUUACUUGCAUAGAAUUGGUAUUGUUGUACCAAAUCAUUGUUACUCUGUACAGACCAUUUUUAGGCGCAGGAGGUUUUUGUUUGAAGCGCAGAAAAGAAAAUGAAAAGGAUUAUGCCGGGUGCUCAUACCUUCCUGGAAUAUAGUGUACAUGGAUCAGAGGUAUAAGCUGAGGUUAUUUUUUUUUUUUUUUUUU
Molecule: messenger RNA, 8821 nt
Organism: Pyricularia grisea
Lineage: Eukaryota; Fungi; Ascomycota; Sordariomycetes; Magnaporthales; Pyriculariaceae
Exons: 10
Coding region: 145-8583 (2812 amino acids)
Biological process (GO): peptide catabolic process; protein deubiquitination
Cellular component (GO): cytosol; mitochondrion
Molecular function (GO): metalloendopeptidase activity; cysteine-type deubiquitinase activity; metal ion binding
Source: RefSeq, a predicted model, not a curated record